UAAUAAACAAUCUAUAAUUUAUACAAUAUAACCCAAGUAUACAUCAUAUUAUUCAAAUGUUCAGCAAUCAUUUAGAUCACCAUAGUGAUUAUUAUAAGUUUAACAAUGAUCAGAAUAAUAAUGAUCCGAAUAAGAAGAUCAUAAAUGAUAAUUAUGAAGUAAAUAUUUUUCAAAAUUAUACAAAACAAUAUUAUUAUAUACAACAAUUUAUACCAUCACCUUUAUUAUUAUUUACCUGGACAAAAUUAAUGAGAACAGAAUUGUUUCGACAAACUUUACAAAAUGUAAUUUUAUCAAAUUAUGAUAAUUACGUAAUGACUAGAUUACAAUCUACUAAUAGUCCGGUUAAUAACAAUAAUAAUAGUAAUGGUAAUGGUAAUAAUAGUAACGGUAAUCAUACAAAUCCAGAUCUAAUCGAUUUAACUCAUAGAAAUGCCUUAAUCAAAAAAUAUUUGAAUAAAUUAAAUAGCUUAUUAUUUGAAUAUUUAUCAUCUAACAAAGAUUGGGCAUCGUCAUCAUUAUUAUCAUUAUCAUCGUCGUCGUCAUCAUCAUUAUCAUCACCAUCGUUGUUAUCAUCAACAAAUAUAAUUGAACCGUAUCAUCAGUUUAAUGUAUAUAAUAAUUAUGAAUCAAGAAAUUGCUUAUAUCAUUGGUUAAAUCAAUCAAUCAAUUGUAAUAAUUUAUAUGAUGAUAACAAUUUGAUCAAGAAUAUAAACCAUGAAAGUAAUCAUUUAUUUAAAUUAGAUGAUAAUCUACCUCCUGAAGAAGCAACAGUACAAUUCAAUGAUGAAAAUAAUAGUAAUAAUGAUAAUAUUAAUAGAGAUUUUCAUGUUGAUAAUAAGUAUCAUUUAGAUUCAUAUAUGACUUCAUUUAAUAUACCAGAAAUAUAUCAUUCUAAAUGUAACCCUUUAUGGUCAGAUAUAUGUUGUACAGAGAAUUAUCAUCCUGAAUUAUAUCAGAAUUGUUCAAUUUGGAAACAAACAUCAUCAUCAUCAUCAUCAUCUCCAUCACCAUCAUUAUCAGCGGCAGCAACAACACCACCAUUACCACCACCACCAAUCACUGAUUGUUCUUUGAAUACUAAACAUACAAUUAUGAAUUCAUCAUUUAUAUCAUUGAAUAAAUCUAAUUUCAAUGAAAUUAUUGAUCAGACAAAAUUAUAUAGAUCACAAUUACAAUCUACUACUACCACAACUACUAAUACAAUUCCAUCUAUUUCAUAUUCUCCACCAUUAAAUUUUAAUGAAUUUAUUUCAGAUCAAAAUAUGUUUUGUCCAUUAUGUCAUAAAUGUUUUCGAUUUGAAAAAAAUUUGUUAAGACAUUUACAAAAAACCCAUGCAACUAGUACAGGUGAAUCAUUAUUAAAAUGUAAAUUAUGUAAUUAUACAACAAGACAUUAUAGUAAUAUGUAUGUACAUAUUAGAACACAUACAGGUGAUAAACCUUAUUCAUGUUCUGCUUGUGGUGUAACAUUCACUCAAGGAUCAUCAUUAAAAUUACAUAUACGAUCACGUCAUAAUGAUAAUAUUAAAUAUUUUUCAUUAAUACGUAAACCGGGUAAAAAUAAUUUAACAAAAUUAUGGACAAGAAUAUUAAAAAAAGAUUUACCAAAAUUUAAUACAAUCAAAUCAUCAUCAUCAUCUCUAUCUUCAUCCUCUUAUUAUUAUUAUCAUUAUUAUUAUUAUAAUUAUUGGAAUAAAUGGAAAAAUAUCAAAUUAAAUAAUCAAAUUAAAAAUCAAUAUAAAAAUCAAUUAAAUUCGAAUUCAAAUUUUAUUGAUUCAAUAUUCAAUAAUAAUAAUAAUAAUAAUAAUAAUUCAUUAUUAAUUAAUGAUAAAAAUAUUAAAAAAAUCAUUCAAUCAAAUAAUUGGAAAUCAAUAAAUUCCAAUUUAAAAAUGAAUAUGAAUAAAAAAUUUAAUCGUAAAAAAUAUAUGAAUUAUAUACAAUCAAUAAAUAAUAAUGAUUUAAAAUUUAAUGAUCAAAUUAUUCAUCCUAAUCAUGAUCCUGAUCAAUAUGAUAUUGAUCAAAUCAAAUUAAAUGAACAAUUAAUAAAACAAGAAAAUAUAUAA
Molecule: messenger RNA, 2066 nt
Organism: Schistosoma mattheei
Lineage: Eukaryota; Metazoa; Platyhelminthes; Trematoda; Strigeidida; Schistosomatidae
Source: the annotation of a GenBank genome assembly